Molecule: messenger RNA, 2196 nt
Organism: Panicum virgatum (switchgrass)
Lineage: Eukaryota; Viridiplantae; Streptophyta; Magnoliopsida; Poales; Poaceae
Product: NAC domain-containing protein 43-like
Exons: 3
Coding region: 478-1701 (407 amino acids)
Biological process (GO): regulation of DNA-templated transcription
Molecular function (GO): DNA binding
Source: RefSeq, a predicted model, not a curated record
CUCUCUCUCUCUCUCUCUCUCUCUCUCUCUCUCUCUCUCUCUCUCUCUCUCUCCGGGGUCCACAGCUUUGGAUUGGUUGCCCUCUCUCUCAUGGUUGGUGCCACUUCCCUUGCCUGGGCGAAACUAAUCCCACUAGCCGGUGUCAGGAGCUAUAUAUAACCACCUCCAUUGUAGCUUGCUUCCUUGUACCCCAUCACCGGCCGGCCUCGAUCAAUUCUGAUCCCUUUGCAUGCCUAGCUGCUGCCGCUGCUUGCUUUCUUCUCCGAUCCGAUCUGAUCCGAUCCUUCUCAAUGGUGGUCGACGUCUGAAGAAUCAUAUAUACAUCUGAUUAUAGUAGUACACCCGUGUUCCUUGCUCCUGCUAUAGAUAGAUUAUUAUCAUUAUAUUGGCCGUUGCAGCAGCUAGAUAGUAGCUACACACACUGCUAGCAGCUUGUGGCUUGUACUUUGAGCUAGUAGCAGUGAUCGAUCAUCGAUCAUGAGCAUCUCGGUGAACGGGCAGUCCGUGGUGCCGCCGGGGUUCCGGUUCCACCCCACGGAGGAGGAGCUGCUCACCUACUACCUCAAGAAGAAGGUGGCCUCGGAGCGCAUCGACCUCGACGUCAUCCGCGACGUCGACCUCAACAAGCUCGAGCCAUGGGACAUCCAAGAGAAGUGCCGCAUCGGGUCGGGCCCCCAGAACGACUGGUACUUCUUCAGCCACAAGGACAAGAAGUACCCGACGGGGACGCGCACGAACCGCGCCACGGCGGCGGGGUUCUGGAAGGCCACCGGCCGCGACAAGGCCAUCCACACCUCCGCCCGCCGCAUCGGCAUGCGCAAGACGCUCGUCUUCUACAAGGGCCGCGCCCCGCACGGCCAGAAGUCCGACUGGAUCAUGCACGAGUACCGCCUCGAGCUUGACGACGCCGCCCACCCCGCCACCGCCGCCGGCGACCCCUACUACCCCUCGCCGCCGCCGUCCGCCGCAAUCCGCGCCGGAGACCAGGCGGCGGCGCAGGAGCAGGAGGGGUGGGUCAUCUGCCGGGUGUUCAAGAAGAAGAACCUCCUGCACCACGGCCAGAGCAGCGGCGGCGGUGGCGCCACCGCGUCGGCGACAGACGGCGCCCACGCGGCGGCCUCCAAGAUGGCGGCGCCCAUGGAGGGCAGCCCGAGCAACUGCUCGUCGGUGACGGUCAGCGACCACGCCAAGGCGCCGCAGGUGCUCCACCACUCCGCCAGCGACGACGCGCUCGACCACAUCCUCCAGUACAUGGGCACCUGCAGGCUCUGCAGCAGCAGCAAGCACCACCAGGCCGACACCAAGCCCGCGCUGCUGGAUCACCACCACCUGGCCGCAACUACUACGGCGGCGGCGUGCCACGGCAGCAGCCUCUACGGGAGGUUCAUGAAACUCCCGCCCCUCGAGCACGCCGGCGGCGGCGGCGCCCUGCUCCCGAGCCCGGGCGAGUACGGCCCCGCCGACGCAUCGGGGAUCGCCGACUGGGACACGCUGGAUCGGCUGGCCGCGUCGUACGAGCUCAACGGCCUCUCCGACGCGUCCAAGACCAUGGCCGCCUUCUUCGACGAUCCCACCGGCACCGCCGGCGCCGCGGCCUUCUCCGCCGCCGCGCACGCGACCGUCGCCGGCGACGGCGACCUUUGGAGCCUCGCACGGUCGGUGUCGUCGUCGUUGCACGCGGACUUGAUGAACAACGUGUAGCCCAGACACGACACAGCAUACAUGCAUUGCCACCGCUAACUCCAUCUACACGCGUGCGUUGGCCGUCGUAUCGCACGCACGUGUGUACACAGUACACGUACCUACGUGAAUAAUCCCUAGGGAGACAGAGCCGGUUGCUGAUGAUGUCGUGUGUCCAAGGGAUGGAGCUCGAUCGAGAGGUGUGGUCAUCGACGAUCUGUGAGCUCAUAGAAAAAACAAGGAGAAACUAAAAGACAUCAACAGAAGGACAGAGUGGCAGAGCUAGGAGAACACAUGUAUUAUUAUCUAUCUAUCAUUUGUACCUAUAUAUAGCUUAAUUGCUACUAUUAUAAUUAAACUGCUUUUGGUUUUCUAGUGCAGUGAGGUGUGACAUCACUUCCUUUCUAGUGCUAGCUCGUGUGUGUUGGCGUGUUGCACUAUGUUAAUUAUAACUGUGUGGUCGUCAUCUUCUUCUUUUUUAAUUACAAAAUAAGAAUACUUUUUUCAGUGUGUUAA